GAACUAUGGCUCAAAAACCCAAGCUUUACUACUUCAAUGGAAGAGGUAAAAUGGAAUCCAUACGCUGGCUCCUUGCUGCGGCUGGCGUUGAGUUUGAGGAAGUGUUUUUAGAAACAAGGGAACAGUAUGAAGCAUUACUUAAAGCGGAAGCUUUCCUCUUCCAGCAAGUUCCAAUGGUUGAAAUCGACGGCAUGAAGUUGGUACAAACUAAAGCCAUCCAACAGUAUAUCGCAGGAAAACACAAUCUUUAUGGCAAGGACCUCAAGGAGAGAGCAAUAAUUGAUAUGUAUGUGGGGGGUACCACCGAUCUUAUGGACAUCAUUUUACUCCAUCCACUCUUGCUGCCUGAAGAAAAAAAGAGGCACAUUGAGGUAAUUGGACAGAAGGCAAAGAAUAGAUACUUCCCGGUCUAUGAAAAGGUGCUACAAGAUCAUGGAGAGAUGUUCUUAGUUGGGAAUCAGUUUAGCUGGGCAGAUAUACAACUCCUGGAGGCCAUCUUAAUGGUGGAGGAAAAAUGUCCUGACAUUCUCUCUCAUUUCCCUCUGCUGCAGAGCUUCAAAAAGAGAAUAAGUGAAAUCCCUACUAUCAAGGCAUUCCAGCAACCAGGAAGUCAGCGGAAACCCUUUCCUGAUGACAAAUAUGUGGCAACAGUGAGGACAGUACUCCAGAUGUACAACAAGGUGACCUUAGGCUAGGGCGUCUAGUGCUGUAGCUACAAACACAGCACAAUGUACCAUCAGCACCCUGGUUUUAUGAUGCUUUACUACUUCUUGUUGAUUUGAGCAGUUAGUAAGAGUUGCCUGGAAGUAACAAUAAAAGUUGUGAACGACA
Spea bombifrons (plains spadefoot toad) is the source of this 831-nucleotide messenger RNA. Its product is annotated as glutathione S-transferase 3-like. The coding region runs from base 6 to 695 and encodes 229 amino acids. Gene Ontology annotation, molecular function: glutathione transferase activity. Gene Ontology annotation, biological process: glutathione metabolic process. The transcript is spliced from 6 exons. Lineage: Eukaryota; Metazoa; Chordata; Amphibia; Anura; Pelobatidae. The record is from RefSeq and is a predicted model, not a curated record.